Messenger RNA from Pseudozyma hubeiensis SY62, 288 nucleotides. RefSeq lists its product as hypothetical. The transcript has a single exon. NCBI's taxonomy places the organism in Eukaryota, Fungi, Basidiomycota, Ustilaginomycetes, Ustilaginales, Ustilaginaceae. The record is from RefSeq and is a predicted model, not a curated record. The coding region runs from base 1 to 288 and encodes 95 amino acids.
AUGGCAACUUGCGUUCAGAAACACCUCCGCAACAACCUGACACGCAACUUUCCCGUUUCACCGGCCUCGACUCACCCGCUCAUCUUGAUUGUACCCACUCCCUCCCACGCUCGCCGGCAACCUCGUGACCGACCACAGCAUCGGUCACCCUCUCAACUUCGAAUUGCAUCGGGUAUCAUAUGCGAGCUUGCUACCCGCUUCACACUUCAUCUGGAGAUUCGCGGACCCGACGCACCAAGCCAGUGGUACAGCCCACCUCUAUCUGCCAGACUCGACGUUGCACAGUAG